Messenger RNA from Mycena citricolor, 3262 nucleotides. The record is from the annotation of a GenBank genome assembly. NCBI's taxonomy places the organism in Eukaryota, Fungi, Basidiomycota, Agaricomycetes, Agaricales, Mycenaceae.
AUGAGUGGCUUCGAAAUUUACGCGUCGCAGUCAGGUGAUCGCGCCGCUAGGGCCUCUUCUCUUCCGCCUCCUCCACACAAGUCUCGAUCAAUCGCUGCACUCUCCAUGCCAUUGCCUCUGGAUGAAACCUGGCUGGGAUCGGUGGCCAACGGUCAAGAGGGUGAGUCGGAGGCGCUCGAAAUCCACGACGACAGCUCUGCAACAAGUGCUCUACCGAAGCCGAAAGCUCCAGCUUCAGCAGAUUCACCCUUUGGAUCGUCGCAGAGGCCCAUCCUCAUCGAGGACGACUCGCCCCCGCCGAGCCCCGCCAUCCAAGGAAGCCCCGUCCCUGGCAUCGCCCAAACACCAGCCGUUCUUCCACCAUCCUCCCAGCUCGAAUCCGCACGUCUCAGCCCGCCUCGGCAGAAGCGGCGCCUCGCGCACACCAGCGACUCCGCUCCCCCAAAACGCACCCGCACCCUCCCGCCGCUCUCCUCGCGCACGUUCCCCCGCGGCGCGAUCCUGCCCACGCACACGACGCACGGCUCGCCCCGUGCGGACGGGCGCGACGCCGUGCGCCUCGCGGACGUCCUCGGGCCGCCGGCGGAGCUGCAGCUCGCGAUCGUCGCGUCGUUCGGGUACGACCCGGCCUGGCUCGGCGCGCAUUUCGCGCGCGGGACGCCGGUGGUGGUCGUGUCGCCGGCGGGCCGGGAGGCGCGUGCGAGUGCGAAGGCCGGUGGUGGGCCGGUGGUGGAGAGGCUGCGGGCGCCGCUGGGGAGCUGGGUGCGGACGUGUCCGGAGGUCGGGUUCGGCGGGUGCUUCCAUAUGAAGUAUAUGGUGCUCGUGUACGAAUCGGGUCGUUUGCGUGUCGUCGUGAGCACCGCGAAUCUGCUGCCGAUUGAUUGGAGUGACCUUGAGAAUGCUGUGUUCAUCCAGGACGUUUUCCCUGUGUCUCCUGGGCGUUCUUCCACUUCCAAAGGGAACGGAUUCGCAACAAUUCUUCAGACUGUGCUGUUGAAGACCAAUGCUGGGGCCGGGUUAGAAUUCCUGAGCAAAUCGAUGGAUCUCCCGAUCAAGGAUGUUUCGGACAUCUCGACUAUGUGGGACUGGAAUCAGGUCAAAGCAGAGCUUGUUCCCAGCUUUAUCGGCAAAUGGCAAGACUGGAAGACAAUCAAAGAGGACACUCAGCUCAAGCUUGAAUGCCAGGGCUCGAGCAUCGGCGUGUACACCACCCAGUGGUUCAACCAAUUCUACACCUCAGCGUGCGGGGACCCGAGCGCCCUCAGAUCUCAUCUCGGCAUUCCUGAGCCGCAAAGGAAGAAGCUCGCCUAUCCAGCUAACAUCAGCGUCGUGUUUCCGACCCAGCAGACGGUCAACGACGCCGAGAGGCGUGGUGCGACGUCCAUGUUCUGCACGCGCAAGAAAUGGGAGGCGAGGAAUUUCCCGAGGGACGCUUUCUGGGACUCGAGGAGCAGAGGCGGUCGCAUGAUUCUGGCUGAGAUCGGAUCGCAGGGCGUGCGGCUCAGCGCCAGCGGAUGGGUAUAUCUGGGCUCGCAUAAUUUCACCUCCGCGGCCUGGGGGAAUUUAUCGGGCACAUCGAACUCGCCUGUUCUCAACAUCAACAACUUUGAGCUCGGGGUCGUCAUUCCGAUGCAAACACAGCAAGAGCUCGAGGAGAUAUCUGCUUGGGAGCGCCCACCGAGGAAGUACGGCCCGGGUGAUUUGCCAUGGAAACCUGAAACAGGGAGAUGCCGCGUGCGAGUGAGUGUAGUCAGAAGAUGCCUCGAGUAUAAAACACGCUCCACUUUCAGGUCGCACGUCCAUUCUAUUCCAUCCCAAUCACUCACUCACUUACUCGCGAUGUUUCUUCGGCACGUUCUUUUGCUUUCGCUUUCUGGAGCCGCAGUUGUGUCUGUCGCCGCGCAGGACUUGGGUGUCCCGCUCUCGUGGCGGAAAUUCAGCAACAGCCGCGGGCUGUCUGAGCGCAUCCAGAUCGCCCAGGCCGCGAUCAACCAGAUGACGACCGUUCUCGACGCGUCGACGGGAGAGUUCGCUGGAAUCGGGUACUGGCAGUCCGGGAAUGUAUGGUCUGUCAUGGCGAACCAGGACUACCUCGCGAAGAGCACGGUCAACAAGGCCCUCGUGCUGAACAACUUGAAUCUUGUCUUCAACCGGUUCAGCAACUACGAUCAGUUUGGGUGCGUUCGUGUGUCGUGUAAUUCUCCCGAGCCUGGAUGGAGUGUUCUGAUUGGGACUGUGCAGGGUGAGUGGUUGAGUGAUGUGUCGCGCGCGGAUGCUGUGCUGAUGGGUGUGGUGGGCCACGGCGGCGAUCUAUGCACACCGGGCGUACGGGGUGCGCUGUCUAUUUUCAAAUUCGCCCGAGGCUGGGGUCUCAAGGUCAUUCAGGAUGCGACGAUGCUUUCGCACGCGGUUACUGUCUGGAAUCAUGUGCGGCAGUUCGUCAUUCAAGGAGGAGGAACACAGCCCAACAAAAACUUCCCCAUCCAAUCGGCUUGUAAUGGCGUCACUAUGGCUGGCGCAGUUUUCUGGCGCCCCACGAUUGACGACUCUGGAAUCAACUCCAUUACCACUGGGUCGGUGAUCUCUGGAUGCCCUUUUGAACUCAUGGGAAAUAACGAUCUCAACAGGCUUUCUGCUUUCCUGGCCGAGGCCACCGGAAAUUCCAUGUACACCAACGCUGCAGUUCAAAGUGCUACGUGGAUCAAAACCCAGAUGAUCAACUCGAAUCAGCUUGUUCUUGACGGCAUGAGCGCCAGAGACUGCAGCCGAUCUCCGAACUGGAUUUUCACCUACAACACGGGCAAGUACAUCGAAGGUCUUAGUGUGCUCGGCGCUGUUACCAAGGACUCGACGUGGACCAACUUGAUGAUCAACCUCUUGAACUCGGCGGUCAAGACGAACGCGUGGCAAGGGAGUAACGGGGUCAUCACCGAGGGCGCCAACCCUUCCUCGGACAACGACAAUGCUGGAUUCAAGAGCGUGCUGAUCCGCGGUCUCGCUGAGGCCUGGCUGCGCAACCCAGGCAAUGCCCCCCUCACGACCCUGAUCCACAGCUACGGCGAUGUCCAGUAUAAUGCGCUCCUGGAUCUCGCGGCCACCGGAAAUACUUAUUCGUCCAGCUGGGCGGGCCCGCCGCAGGGAUUCACAGCCUGGGGUCAGAUGGCUGCCCUCGAUGUAUUGACUAGCAACGUCCUCACAAACUAAGAGCUCGCUAUAUCUCAUCAUGUAGUUAUUGAAGAAUAAUCGAUCAGAGUCGCACAAC